AUGGAUUUGGUUUUUAGUGAGCCACAUCCUGUUAUCGUUCCUAGUUUGAUGUGUGGCCAUUCUAACUGUCCAUGUGGCCACAGCUUAGCUGCCAUGUCCUAUAUAACUUGUCUUGGUGCGUAUGUGCAGUACAGUAGUAUGUGUUCCAUGUCCUUGUUAGGAUGGCCGCAACUGUUGCACUGCGUGCAGUGCUUGUAUUACGGU
Heterobasidion irregulare TC 32-1 is the source of this 204-nucleotide messenger RNA. RefSeq lists its product as uncharacterized. The record is from RefSeq and is a predicted model, not a curated record. The transcript has a single exon. Lineage: Eukaryota; Fungi; Basidiomycota; Agaricomycetes; Russulales; Bondarzewiaceae. The annotation marks the transcript as partial.